Molecule: messenger RNA, 1013 nt
Organism: Selaginella moellendorffii
Lineage: Eukaryota; Viridiplantae; Streptophyta; Lycopodiopsida; Selaginellales; Selaginellaceae
Product: cyclin-T1-3
Exons: 6
Coding region: 61-876 (271 amino acids)
Biological process (GO): positive regulation of DNA-templated transcription, elongation; regulation of transcription by RNA polymerase II
Cellular component (GO): nucleus; cyclin/CDK positive transcription elongation factor complex
Molecular function (GO): cyclin-dependent protein serine/threonine kinase activator activity
Source: RefSeq, a predicted model, not a curated record
CGAUUCCCGUUGCGAGCGAGAGGGCCCCUUAGUAAUGUUUAAGCGAUUCAAACCCGGGCGAUGACAACGUGGUUGUUUUCGAAAGACGAGCUAGAACGCAAAUCGCCGUCAUUGCAAGAUGGGAUGGAUGCGCGCACGGAGGCGUCCUACCGGGGCUACUACUCCACCUUCGCGCAGGAGCUGGGCAAGAAGCUCCAAGUGUCGCAGAUGACCGUCGCCACCGCAAUCACAUUUUGCCAUCGCUUCUACACGCGCCAGUCGCUGCUGAGGAACAAUUGCCUGAUUGUGGCAACCUCGUGCAUGCUUCUGGCCACCAAGGUGGAGGAGACACACCGCUAUCUCAAAGAGGUAGUGUUUAUUUCCUAUGAGUUGCGUAACCGAGACGACCCCAAAGCUCUGGAAAGAAUCAUGGAAGACAGGGAUUUGUAUGUCUCCGAAAAGCAGCUUGUGCUGUAUGGAGAGCGGCUGGUUCUCACAACGAUAGAGUUUGAUUUAAGUGUGGUAAAUCCACACAAGCCACUGGUGGCUACGCUGAAGAGGCUACGCAUUCUCAAGCAGGACCUCGUACAGCGGGCCUGGAAUUUUCUAAAUGACGGGCUUCGGACAACACUCGUUUUACAAUUCAAACCCGGCCAAGUUGCCGCUGGUGCGAUUUACGUGGCCGCGAGGCUGCUCAAGAUAAAGCUCCCGGAAGAAGAAGGUGGGCGUUUCUGGUGGCAUGAGCUCGAUGUAACUCCUGUUCUUCUCGAAGAGAUUGCUAGUCAGUUGCUGGAAGUGUAUGACAAUCCAUCGCUUCUUAGCCCUGCCGAGCAGAGAAACGGGAGAAGCAGCAGAGAGAACGGGGACGCUUUUACUUCGAGCCAAACAUUCAGCUAGAAAAGAAUUCCUUUGGUGGCGGAGGCAUCGCUGUUAACUCUAGGACGAUCCUCUCGAAACACUGUACAAAAUCAGGUAGUGUCUUCGGGAAACUGAUAUUUUGUUUUCCUUCUUUUUCCUGCCAAGAGAAAAAAAAA